AUGUCGCGCAGAGCGCCGAAUCCUGCCGCAGAGCGCGCUGCUCAAAAUACUCAGACCCUUAAGAGUCUUGUGAAGUUGGAAGGGAAUAAGACUUGCGCUGAUUGCAAGAGGAAUAAGCAUCCAAGAUGGGCGAGUUGGAAUUUGGGCAUAUUUAUUUGCAUUCGGUGUUCUGGGAUUCAUCGUGGGAUGGGAACACAUAUCAGCAGAGUGAAAUCUGUAGACUUGGAUGCCUGGACCGAUGAGCAAUUGCAGAGUGUAUUGAAAUGGGGGAACGCAAGAGCGAACAUAUAUUGGGAAGCAAAACUGGCUCCUGGACAUGUGCCAUCCGAGUCCAAGAUCGAGAAUUUCAUUCGGACAAAGUACGAGUCAAAGAGAUGGGUCGCAGAUGGACCAAUUCCAGACCCUUCAACUUUGAACGCGGAGGGAGAUGAUGAUGUGCCUCUAAGUUUGGUGAAAGAGAAACAAGCGAUCGAGCGCUCGACUUCGCAGAGAUCAGCAGCGGGGGGACCUUCGCAGAUUAGAAGAGCACCUCAACCGGAUCUGUUUGCGGAUGAUAAUGCUCCACCAAGAGCGAGUAGCGCAGCAGCAGCCGUGUCAAGACCAGGACCGCCACCAAAGGCAGAACCAGCUCCGCCAAAGCAAUCCAAACCAGCAGAGUCGUUACUCGGAUUAGAUUUCUUUGGAACAGAAGCUCCUCCUCCAAACCGUCCAGCAAGCGCAGCAUCAACACCAGGCACCCAAUCUCGACCAGACCUUAAGCAAUCUAUUUUAUCACUUUAUGCAUCCGCUCCUCGACCUCAGCCACCACCUCAACAACAAUCGCAUAACUCAUCUGGAUCAUUUGGUGGAAUGCAAUCAGGUAUGGGAGGCAUGCAGCAGUCGCAACAAUCCCCACCGGCCCAGAAGUCUUCCUUUGGCGGGAUGAAUGAUGCUUUUAGCAGCUUAAGCUUCUCCAACCCAACCUCACCCGGCUUUCAGCAAGCCCAACCACAACAACAGAAACCAUCAGCGUUCUCAAACCUAGGCAACCUUUCAAGUCAUCAAAGAGGGCCAUCGCAAACAUCGCCGCGUGGAAACUUGAGUGGAGGCGGCUUUUUUGAUACCAAACCAACGCCACAACCACCACAACAGCCACCUCAACCAUCCAGAGGCUUUAGCUCUUCGAGUGGAUUCGGAGCAUUCGACUCUGCACCUUCUCCCGCUGCUCCUGCCGUAUCAUCAAGCUCCGGCUUGGGUGAUCUUUUCGAUUUCUCUACCCCCGCCUCUCCGCCAGCCCCUCCUAAGCCAUCGGUGGUCUCCCCUCCCGCACAGCAAUCUGUUUUCAACCUCUCGCAACCCGCAGCGCCUCCAAAACCAGCAGUGCCAGCUCCAAUGCCAGCAAUGGGUGGAGGCUGGGGAAAUGAUGAUGCCUGGGGAUCGAAUGAUGCAUGGAGUUCAACUAAGAGCCCUACCACAACAACAUCUGUAGCAGCACCACAAGCUUCAUCUGGAAGCCUUGGGUGGGGUUCCAGUGGCACUUCCCUAGCGAACCAAAGUAUUGUACCUGGUGGGGGAGGUACCUUCAACCCAACCACUUCCGCAGCACCACCUAAAGUAAGUGCUGAUGAAGAUUUUGGAGGAUGGAGCAGCGCACCAGCACCAGCCCCAGCAGCUAGCAACACGCAAAGUAAGCCAGCAGCUGGGUUUGGUGCGAGUGAGGAUCUGUUUUCAAAUGUUUGGGGAUAA
Molecule: messenger RNA, 1725 nt
Organism: Glarea lozoyensis ATCC 20868
Lineage: Eukaryota; Fungi; Ascomycota; Leotiomycetes; Helotiales; Helotiaceae
Product: ArfGap/RecO-like zinc finger
Exons: 2
Coding region: 1-1725 (574 amino acids)
Biological process (GO): endoplasmic reticulum to Golgi vesicle-mediated transport; intra-Golgi vesicle-mediated transport; endocytosis
Cellular component (GO): Golgi apparatus
Molecular function (GO): metal ion binding; GTPase activator activity
Source: RefSeq, a predicted model, not a curated record